AUGUGGCAUUAUGAGUUUGUAUAUCACUUGCUAGAGGGGUUAGGGUUACUGUAUUUAACAUGUCUACUCGCUUACAAUGUAUUGACCUCAAGGAGAGAGGUCACCGCAUCAUCCACGCCACCGACGUCAUACAUAUGCUACCAGCAUUCAGCACCUUUAGCUCUGUUUAAUUGCAUUUAUAUCAUUGCAAUCCUUUCCGAAUACCCGAUCAGCCAUAUAAUGGCGACCGACGUGAGAAUCGCCCAGGCAAUAGGGACGCUUGGCUGUGCAGCGGCAGCAAGCGGAAUUGCUACGUUGUCAAUAAUGAGCAUUCCGAAUCUCUUACUUCCAGCUCGUCGGCCACUUAGCGCGACACUGCCAUUCCAUGAUACCCCAGGAACCUCGACCGCCCACUUGACACACCAGUGGUAUGAUCUGUAUAACCGUGGCAGCAGGAUUUUCCCCGGUAUAUCCGCAGUAUCUUCACUAGCAAACCUUUAUGCGCUCUGGGCAUUGCGGGACUCCCCUACCCCUGCACCAGAUAUCUUUGGGUCCAGCUGGUCCACAUGCUAUCUGCUUGCUGUCGGAGUUACGCUGAGCAUCGCACCUUUUACGGGUACGUUUAUGAAGAAGACCAAUGCCAAACUGAUGGGUCAUGCAAAGCGCGAUGACGCGGCUAUCGCCGAGGGUACCGAGGAUAUGGUGCUCAGUCCGCAGGAGAAGGCGAAGCGGGCUAGGGAGGAUAGCGAGGUGAUUGAACUUUUGCAGCAUUGGUCGCAGUUAAAUUUGAUUAGGGCUACGUUUCCACUUGUUGGGGCUGGCAUUGGGUUCUAUGCUGCUGUCUCCAGCUGGAUAAUUCCUUAA
This is a messenger RNA of Penicillium egyptiacum, 843 nucleotides long. The record is from the annotation of a GenBank genome assembly. Lineage: Eukaryota; Fungi; Ascomycota; Eurotiomycetes; Eurotiales; Aspergillaceae.